Messenger RNA from Dicentrarchus labrax (European seabass), 2237 nucleotides. It is a transcript of the gene tnmd, whose product is annotated as tenomodulin. Lineage: Eukaryota; Metazoa; Chordata; Actinopteri; Moronidae. Bases 33 to 932 code for a protein of 299 amino acids. The transcript is spliced from 7 exons. Gene Ontology annotation, biological process: negative regulation of angiogenesis; negative regulation of endothelial cell proliferation. The record is from RefSeq and is a predicted model, not a curated record.
GAUCGGAAAGAUUCCUUCUGUGGGCUUGCAUCAUGGAGACCAGCAGUCAAUCCAGCAGUCAACAGAUUUUGUGGAAAGAUGUUGAGGUGGGAAAGGAGAAGAAGGCCAAGUACCACACCUACCAGCGAGUGGCUCUGGUUCUGGCUCUGGUCUUCCUCGUUUUGGCUCUCUGCAUUUUCAGCCUGAGAUAUCUGUGGAGCCCCAGUCUGGGGAAGGUGUAUGACCAUCAGUACAAAGCUGUGUUGGAUGGCAUAGAAACAGAGAGUAUGAUGGAGAUUGACCCAGGUCAGCGCAUUGAGAUCUUCAGAAUGGGAAACGGGAGCAACGAAGUUCUCGAGGUGCACGACUUUAAAAAUGGAAUCACUGGGAUCCGGUUUGCCGAACAUCAGAGGUGCUACAUCAGGACCCAAACUAGGAAACUACCAACAGAGGCAGAGGUGGAGGCUGAGGACACAGAGUUACUGCAGGUGGAUGAGACUGAGGCCAUGGAUAUGAAGGUGGAUGACUCCCAAGUGUGGGUUCCUGCCGAGGAGCCCAUCGUUAACUCAGCCUUCCUCUUUGACUCCAAGAUCUGGGAGAUUUGCCAGGAGCUGCCCAUUCACUGGAUCCAUCCCUCCCUUCUGAGCGAUGCUGAGGUGGAGAACGUGGACGCACCCGACACAGAGGUCACAGGUCAGCGUUUCACCCGCGAUGUCCUGGACCAUGUUCCUGUAAAUGACUAUAGAGAUGUCGGAAUCGAGCUGGAUAACCGUCUGGAUGACCGGGGCUACUGCUGCCAGCACUGUCGCCGUGGUUACCGCUACUGCCGCCGCUACCACGAGCCCCUGGGUGGCUUCAACCCAUGGCCAUAUUACUACCAAGGAGGCCGGGUCAUCUGUCAGGUUGUCAUGCCGUGCAACUGGUGGAUUGCCCGUAUGCUGGGGAGGAUCUGAGGAGGGCGUGUGCUGUCUGGGAUUUAAACUGUUUAUGUCGUUGCAAAGGUGCAAAUUCUCCCUUUGAUAAAUAUUCCAGAGCACUUGUUUGUGAGACCAAAGCAGUCCAUUGCACACAGUUAUUAACCAAUCUGAAAGUUGGCCCAUUGAGAUUUAGUCAGUCGAAACAGUCUAAAUGCCAUUUGAAGCAUUUUGAUUCUUUCUUAAAAGGCAGUGGUUGUUUACAGCUGUCUAAUUUUCUUCGCUUAUCUACCCAUUUAGUAUCCUUGCUGUUUGAUCCUGUUGAAUGGGUGCAAUUCAGUUUGGAAGAUGUCACAAGAAGUUUAUCUGCUCUAAAAUAAAUAAAUACUUCAGUCUGUCCUUACCAUGUUUUUAACUCUAUGGGUUGUUCUACUAAUACUGUAAUGUAUGAAAAUGUAUAACAGUACAGUACAGUAAAGUAUAGUACAGUAUAACAGUCUGAGUGGUGCUAUCAUGUUAGCCAUUUAACUAAAUAUAUACAUUUUGUCUCUUUUUGUGAUCAGUUUCUUUAUUAUUGCUGAUAUAAGUAGCAAAUUAAAACCCACCAUUGUGACACAAUAAACAAACCUGCUUACUGUAGCUCAUAUAGCACUAGUUAGAUGCACACACGCACAAAAACCAUGUUAGAAAUGAUGAAUAACUAAAAUCAUGUAUCCAGACACCAGAUAUAAAAUAUAAUACAUACAAUUAAAACACUAUGUGCAAUAUUUUCAAAUUAAGACCAAAUGAGGGACGGAAACAAAUGAGCAAAGAUAAUAUUAAUAUGGCAGUACAGAAUUAGAAGCUGCUCAGGCCUGGUUCCUUGUAUCAUAACACUUUUUUUAUCUGUUUUUGGUAUCAUGUUAAACUAAGGAGGUAUAAUUAAAGAUGCACAGAUCUCAGCUGUCUGUCGUGAUGUAGUUACUGUUGUGUUAUCCGCCAUUGUUUUCCCUGUUGUUGUCAACCACAGAACGCUUUAAAUAGUGCUACUGUUCAAACUGUUUCUUCUCUGCUGAGGCGAUUUUAAUCUGUAACACCACAUCUCAAUCUGUCGAGCAGAAAUAACUCUCAUCUGCAACUAACGGAUAAGCAAGCGAGAUAGGCAUUCGUAAUUGAUGUUCUGUCAUCAGAAUAACAAGGUGCACAAAUGCUCAAGAGUAUUCAAGCUAUGUGAGAUAUUCAGAAGUUAAACACAGAGACAAAAAUGGAGCACUCUUGUUGUCAUACUUUGCUUUGAAGCCUUGUGUAUGUUUCUGUCUCUUUCCUUAUUUUUUUUUUCCAAUUAAAAUUUCAUUGUAUGAAUAA